AUGAAUCCAUCUUUUCGAAUGCUCUUAACAAUUUUCCUGUAUGAACAAAGUAUAUCCUUGCAGCUACGUAAUCGAUUCUUAGCUGAUUUGUAUCGAGCAACGGAAAGUAUAGAACAGGCUAAACAAGAAUGGAAAUGGAUUUGUCAGGAACUACGGGAACUUUAUCCGAAGGACAGUAAACUUCAUAUUCAGCGAAAAAUUAUACAAGCCUGCAAACUUCGUGGCCGUAAAUACCCAUUGCAGUAUAUUUUGCAAACACAACCCUUUGGUCCUUUGAAUAUUCAGUGCAGUCCAGGAGUUUUGAUUCCUCGAUGGGAAACAGAGGAGUGGGUAGAGCGAACAAUGCCACUGUUGUAUUCACUGUUGGUUCCAAAUCCUGUACGCAUUAUGGACUUGUGUUCUGGAUCCGGGUGCAUUAGCAGCUAUAUUUCAGCGUCUUUCAAGCGUCCUCAUUGUCUCCAUAUUAUCGAUAUAUCCUCAAAAGCUCUUCAUGUAAGUGCUAAGAAUCUACUCGCUUGCAAACAGGAUAGCUCUACUCUGGAUACUCAAUUUCACAAAGUCAAUGUUCUAUCUGCAAAGAAACCAAUGCUUAAUUUACUGAGAAAUUGCCAUGCCGUCCUAUGUAAUCCACCUUACAUAUCACCAAACGAAUUCUAUUCGAACACAGAUCUAAGUGUUCGAAGGUAUGAGCCAAAGCAUGCACUUAUAGCUCAAGAGGAUGGAAACCAAUUUUAUAAAAUUAUCGCAUCUUAUGUAUUUGAACUAUUGAAGGAUCCACUCAUUACCAAAGAUGCAUUGAGAUUAUUAGUCUUUGAAAUUGGCUCUUCUGAACAAGCCAAAUAUGUCAAGAAUUUGUUCUCAGGCAGUACCUUUCAUACUACAAUUUGGAAAGAUUCCGCGAAUUUGGACCGUACAGUCGUUGUACAGAGAACGUAA
Messenger RNA from Schizosaccharomyces cryophilus OY26, 936 nucleotides. Its product is annotated as S-adenosylmethionine-dependent methyltransferase (N(5)-glutamine). The transcript has 2 exons. Gene Ontology annotation, cellular component: mitochondrion. Gene Ontology annotation, biological process: protein methylation. The record is from RefSeq and is a predicted model, not a curated record. NCBI's taxonomy places the organism in Eukaryota, Fungi, Ascomycota, Schizosaccharomycetes, Schizosaccharomycetales, Schizosaccharomycetaceae. Gene Ontology annotation, molecular function: nucleic acid binding; protein methyltransferase activity. The coding region runs from base 1 to 936 and encodes 311 amino acids.